CGAAUUUGUCUACGAAAUAAAAAAAUUGCAACUGCUAGCUGCUAUGAGUGUGACUAGAAAUAUACCUAAUAAUUUUCAACCUCAAAUAAAGGAAAAUUGUAAUAUAUUCUCUCAUUCCAAAUUUGCCUUACCAAAAGGCGAAGUGGUUGUAGUCACCAUCGGAGCGAAGGUCACCAUCGGAGCGAAGAUCUAUUUCGCAGUUACAAAUAUAUCCAAAGAACGCUCAAUUGUGGUUAUCGAAAUCCGAACGCAGAAGCUUUGAGAAUGGGGAGUUUGAGAUCGAUUCUGAAGCAUCCAGAUGACUUUUACCCGUUGCUGAAGCUCAAAAUGGCGGCCAGAAACGCCGAGAAGCAGAUCCCGCCGGAGCCGCACUGGGCGUUCUGUUAUACUAUGCUCCACAAGGUUUCUAGAAGCUUCGCGCUCGUCAUUCAGCAACUCGAUACCGACCUUCGCAACGCGGUUUGCAUAUUCUAUCUGGUUCUUCGAGCGCUCGACACCGUUGAGGAUGAUACUAGCAUAGCUACAGAUGUCAAGGUGCCAAUACUGAUAGCCUUUCACCGUCAUAUUUAUGAUCGCGAUUGGCACUUUUCAUGUGGCACAAAGGAGUACAAAGUUCUAAUGGACCAGAUUCGUCAUGUUUCAACUGCUUUUCUGGAACUUGGAAAGAACUAUCAGGAAGCAAUUGAGGACAUUACAAAAAGAAUGGGUGCUGGAAUGGCCAAAUUUAUUUGCAAGGAGGUUGAAACAAUUGAGGACUAUGAUGAAUAUUGUCACUACGUGGCUGGACUUGUUGGGCUGGGUUUAUCAAAGCUCUUCCAUGCCUCUGGUUCAGAAGAUCUGGCUUCAGAUUCCCUUUCCAAUUCAAUGGGCCUGUUUCUUCAGAAAACAAACAUCAUUCGAGAUUAUCUGGAAGACAUCAAUGAAAUCCCCAAGUCACGCAUGUUCUGGCCACGACAGAUUUGGAGUAAAUAUGUUAACAAACUCGAGGAUUUGAAAUAUGAGGAGAACUCUGUUAAGGCAGUACAAUGCUUAAAUGACAUGGUCACUAAUGCUCUGAUUCAUGCUGAAGAUUGCUUAAUAUACAUGGCUGCUUUAAAGGACCUGGCUAUAUUUCGCUUUUGUGCUAUACCCCAGAUAAUGGCAAUUGGAACACUCGCAUUAUGUUACAACAACAUUGAGGUCUUCAGAGGUGUAGUUAAAAUGAGGCGAGGUUUAACUGCCAAGGUGAUUGACCGAACAAAGACUAUGGCUGAUGUCUAUGGCGCUUUCUUUGAUUUUGCUUGUGUGUUGGAGUCCAAGGUUGACAAAAAUGAUCCCAAUGCAACAAAAACACUGAGUAGGCUGGUAGCUAUUCAGAAAACUUGCAGAGAAUCUGGUUUCUUGAGUAAAAGAAAAUCGUACAUUGUGAAGGAUGAAAGUGGAUACGGCUCCACCAUGAUUGUCAUCCUGGUCAUCCUGGUUUCCAUCAUUUUUGCUUAUCUGUCUGCUAACCACCAUAAUAACUAGUGUAAGUUAAGUUUUAUUUUUAUAUUUAACGUACGAUCACAUUGUAAGAACAAUUAUCUUCUUUUAUAAAAUCGUCCACUCCCUUUUUUUCA
This is a messenger RNA of Vigna umbellata (rice bean), 1598 nucleotides long. RefSeq names its product squalene synthase 1. NCBI's taxonomy places the organism in Eukaryota, Viridiplantae, Streptophyta, Magnoliopsida, Fabales, Fabaceae. Gene Ontology annotation, biological process: farnesyl diphosphate metabolic process; lipid biosynthetic process. Gene Ontology annotation, molecular function: squalene synthase [NAD(P)H] activity. Gene Ontology annotation, cellular component: endoplasmic reticulum membrane. The record is from RefSeq and is a predicted model, not a curated record.